AAAUUAGUCUAUGAACUACCACCACCUGGCCUCUUAAUUAGACUUCCUUUAAAAAUCAAUGGAUUUCAUUAAACAUCUGAGUUUUCCCAUUCAUGCCACACUGUGCAAAUCUCCUGAGCAGUUUUUACAAUCUUCAUAAAUCCUGACACAGUCAAUCACUACAAAAGCCACAUUUGAUUGCAUUAAGACAUGCUUCACAUUCCUCCACACUUCUGCAGCAUAACCUACACAGCAAAGAUUUAUGUUCCUACAACUGAUACAACUGUAGCCUACCACUAAGGUAAAACUGAUUCAACCACCUAAACUAUAUAUUUUCUGAAAGCAUACACUCUAGAUUCUAGGGGGUAUAUAUGCUUAGAUGUGAUGUAACAUGAAUAGAGACAAUUAGAGUCUCAAAAUGUGUUCUUCAAAAAGUUAAGUGUAGCCCAUUCAAGUCCAUGUGUUGACGUGAUGGCUCGUGCGCGUCUAAAAAAAAUGGAAGUAGGCUAAAAUAAACGAAGUCGUUGUGAAUACAACUUUCUACUCAGUUUACGGAGCGUUCUGCCAGCAAGCCAGCAACGAGCUGGUUGUUUUGCAACAUAUCAGAGGGCUUAAGCACGACAGUCCCAGAGGCUGGGGGGCAGUAUCGUACAGUGUUCAUCUGACAACUGUUAACGCCCACCCUCUGGGUAGCAGACUAAGAACGAAACGGGCGCGACAUUUCAAUAUCAUUUGACCUCGUUCGUUCACAUUUUGUAUAACGUUAGCACGAGCCGGACGCUGUGUUGGUGUGCAUGCAGCAGAAUGGGGCUGGCGAGACAUCUAACGGAGAACCAUCGGCGCUCUCCUUUCGAACACCUAGCCCGCUCCCCAUGGCUACAUCACGGGUAAGACGGUUUGCUCAGGAGGGGCGAGCGGUCCCUCAGCCAAGAGUGAUGGUGGUAUUUUCUCCGGCGAGCGAGACUGAUAACCAAGAGGAUGCUGCUAUGUCGAACACAGAGUGCGAGGGCGAUGAAUACAGAAAACCAGCCAUAACCGCACCUAGUCUGAACCUGGGCAAACCUCUUCGCACAUUCAGCCCAGCACAGGAGUUUCCUGAGGUCGUCCCUCUAAAUGUGGGUGGUACACACUUUACCACUCGCCUGUCCACCCUGCAGCGUUACGAGGACACCAUGCUGGCUGCAAUGUUCAGUGGACGACAUCACAUCCCGCGUGAUGCCGAGGGCCGCUUCUUUAUUGACCGGGAUGGGAAAUAUUUUGGGGAUAUUCUCAAUUUCCUGAGAGAGGGGGAGUUACCAAAAAGAGACAGAGUUCGCGCUGUGUAUAGAGAGGCCCAGUACUAUGCCCUCGGACCACUGUUGGAGAGCCUAGAGGAUAUUCAGCCGCUCACUGGGGAGAAGGUCCGCCAGGCCUUCCUUGACCUCCUGCCUUACUACAGAGAGAACCUGGAGCGCAUAGUGGAGAUUGCCAAAUUGCGUGCCAUGCAGAGGAAGGCUCGUUUCGCCAAGCUCAAGGUAUGCGUCUACAAGGAGGAAAUGCCCAUCACCCCAUACGAGCGACCACUCUUCAACUCGCUGCGGUUCGAGCGCACGGAGAGCGAGGCCAAGCUCUUCGAGCACCACUGCGAGGUGGACGUGUCGUUCGGGCCGUGGGAGGCCGUGGCCGAUGUCUACGACCUGCUCCACUGCAUCGUCAGUGACCUGGGCGAGAGGGGCAUCACCGUGGACCAGCAGUGCAUCGGCGUGUGUGACAAGCACCUCAUCAACCACUACUACUGCAAGAGGCCUAUCUACGAAUUCAAGAUCACUUGGUGGUGAGAGAGAGGUUGAGGAGGGGAACUUGGAUCUUUACUCUUGUGGCUUUAGGUGUGCCUCUAUAAGCAGGACGUCAUCAGGGUCUGCACGCCCUCUGGACUCUGUGCAAGGAAUUCUAGUAGCGCUACGCUUUAAGAGAGGAGCUGGCUGACCUGUUUGUAUCUCCUCAUUAUUUAGUCUUUUAAAUGGCAAUAGCAAGCUUCCUUUUUCCCUGGAGGAGUUGGGACAUUAGUAACAUUGUGUUUGGAAGCCCCUACAGUUUCAUCUAUCUUACUGUUUUCUGUUUGAUCUUUAAAACGGUGUUUUUAUCUUCCUCCAUGUAUUGUGGAUUACAAUGGUCAUCUGAAAGUCUGUGAUUGUGAAAUGGUAUCGUGUUAACUGAAGAUGACUUUCUGAUCUGAUACAUGUCUAUAUUGUGCAAUCUAUAAAAUUAGUAGAGAAAUCAUUCCUAACUGGAUGCAAUCAAGAAAACUGGUUAAUUGUGUUUAUGUACAUUUAUAUUUUUGUAACCUGUUCUAUAUAUUAAUUUUGAGAUGAACGUCAUGCUAGAACUAUAAACCACUUUGCUCAGUCUUUCUGUGCUAAGUGCAGUUAAAGGUAUUUUCACAUUUCGCCAAUUUCAGGGAAAAUACAUACUGGUAUUAAAUAAUUGAAAAUACUGAAAUAUUGAGGGCUUUAAAAUGAAUUGUAUCCAUGGAUAGUAGAAUUAUAAUUUAAUUUCUCCCUGAACUCUGUUCUACCUCUAAAAUGUAUGGGACAAGAAAGAAUUAAGAGAUAAAUACCCCCCCCAUAUAUCACUCCAUUGCAUCAAUUUGCAAUAUAUACUACCGGUCAAAAGUUUGGGGUCACUUAGAAAUUUCCAUUCCAGUCCAUUAUAGACAGAAUACCAGCU
Alosa sapidissima (American shad) is the source of this 2685-nucleotide messenger RNA. It is a transcript of the gene kctd7, whose product is annotated as potassium channel tetramerization domain containing 7. Lineage: Eukaryota; Metazoa; Chordata; Actinopteri; Clupeiformes; Clupeidae. The transcript has 4 exons. The record is from RefSeq and is a predicted model, not a curated record. The coding region runs from base 774 to 1796 and encodes 340 amino acids. Gene Ontology annotation, biological process: protein homooligomerization. Gene Ontology annotation, molecular function: protein binding.